GGAUUUCCCUUCACUCACUGUUUCACAUUUGAACACAUUAGUCAGACUUCCUCAAUGUUAUUGGGUUGAUGUUGCUGCUGCUGUUGUUGUUGGUAACAACACUUUGCACUCACGUCAGUACAUCUCUAACAGUUGGUCGGUCGGUCACAUUUGUUUAUAGCUGGAGAGACUUUUGUUGUUGAUUUUUUUUGUUUGUUUCUGUUUUGCUCUUUAACCACAAACACUGACUGUUUCUGAACUCCCCUCAUUCGUCUCUCUUCUUCGCUCUCUCUCUUGUCGUAUAUCUGCUAUAGGGGGGUUAGAUAAAAUUGUGUCGUGGCUUUCUCUAACGUUCCUCACUGUGUGUAAUUUAGAGUUUUCGUUUUCAUAUCUAACUAAACAUUCUUGGCGUUAAGACCGACGACCAACCAAUAAACAAAUUUUAAGCAUAUUGUGAUUGUAAUUCUUCCAAAGAAACAAAUGUUUUAUAAAUAAACACGACGUAGUUUUAAUAUUGACGAAAUCCGACGUAAUGCCUGUUCCUUGUAAAUGACAAAGUGUAGCAAACUAAAGGAAUAUGUCCGCAAAUGUAAAUAUAAAAGUAAAUUCGGUAAUAACUGGAAAUGGAGAAAAUCCCCAUGGCUAUGAAUCACAAAGAGCUGGUGCGAACAACAGAGCUCCAAGUGACGAGGAACAGGAAGAUUUACAUGUCUACAGUGGAAAUAUAAUGUUGCCUCAAACCGAUUCUGAAGAUGAUGAUGAUUUUGCAAUUAGCAAUGAUGCAGAUGCUCCCCUAAUCAGAGGGCCAGGUAGAGAUGAUUGUGAUUGUAUUAACACCCGCACCAUUUUCGGUUUAAUGGGCUUCUUUGGAUUUGCCGUUGUGUAUGCAAUGCGUGUGAAUUUGUCAGUGGCAAUUGUAGCUAUGGUUAAUCAAACAGCGAUUCCACAGGAAAACAAUAGUUCCAUUGUUCUGGAUGAUACCUGCCCCAUAGAGAUCAAGCCAAACAAGACCACACCUUCUACGGGUGGAGACUUUGCUUGGGAUGAAGCUACCCAAGGUCUGGUAUUGGGUUCAUUUUUCUAUGGUUAUGUUUUGACGCAGAUACCCGGUGGACGUAUGGCUGAAUUGAUUGGUGGCAAACUGAUUUAUGGAUAUGGUGUAUUGAUAACUGCCAUUUUUACUUUACUUACUCCAAUUGCUGCCUAUUGGGAUUUGCCCAUGCUUAUAUUGGUGCGCGUUCUGGAGGGCAUGGGUGAGGGUGUUACAUAUCCAGCAAUGCAUGUUAUGUUGGCCCAUUGGAUACCGCCCAAUGAACGUAAUAAAUUUGCAGCAGUGGUGUAUGCAGGUUCAAAUAUUGGCACUGUCAUAUCUAUGCCUCUGGCAGGAUGGCUUUGUUCCCUAGAAUUUGGAGGCGGCUGGCCAUUGGCCUUUUAUGUUUUUGGUAUACUUGGUAUUGUGUGGUUUGCAUUUUGGAUGUAUUUAGUCUAUGACAAGCCUUCAAUGCAUCCUCGCAUAAACCCAAACGAAAGGGAGUACAUAGAAAGAUGUACCGGGUUAAUGGAAAAGAUUUCAGAACCCAAAAUUCCUCGAGGCACUUUAAGUUGUAGUGAAGAUGAGAAUGAGGAUAACUACCAAAUAGAUAUGUCUUCCAAUGACAAUACCUCAACACCAAGCAUACCAUGGCGCUCAAUCAUGACUUCUGUACCGUUGUGGGCGAUUUUAAUUACCCAGUGUGGCCAAAGUUGGGCUUUUUACACCCAACUAACCGAAUUGCCCACCUACAUGAAUAACAUUUUGCACUUUGAAAUCCAAUCAAAUGCCGUGUUGAAUAGCAUACCAUACCUCACUUCAUGGCUGGCGGGCAUUGCCUGUUCAGCAGUGGCCGAUUGGAUGUUGGAACGACGUUAUAUCAGUACCUUGAGUUCAUAUAAAUUUUGGAAUUCCAUUGCCUCCAUUAUACCGUCAUUGGGUUUAAUUGGAGUUGGCUAUGUUGGUUGCAGUUGGCAAUGGGUAACAUUUAUGUUGGCUGGGGUGGGCGCUUUUGCUGGAGCCAUUUAUCCGGGCAAUCAAAUGAAUCACAUUUCCCUCAGUCCAUCGUAUGCUGGGACAAUGUAUGGCAUUACCAACUCAGCUGCCAAUAUAUGUGGUUUCUUGGCCCCCUAUGUCAUCGGACUGAUUAUUAAUCACAACAACACCAUGUUGCAGUGGCGUAAGGUAUUUUGGUUGGCAGGUGGCCUAAAUAUUGCUGGGAAUUUUAUUUAUCUAAUAUUUGCCAGUGCCGAUGAGCAAAGUUGGUCAAGACCCGGAAAUCAACAACGAGCCACAAGAGAAGUAAGAGGACGAGAAUUAAGAAUCAACAAUGAAAUUACAACGUAAUUUAAGUGCAAAGAGUAGCUAGUGGGUGCUCCAAGCCCUUUUUUUGAUUUCCUUAACAUAUAUUCCUAAUGUACCUAUUGUUAAACAAAAAAACAACAAUUUAAAUGUGUGAUACAAUUUACCUCUCGUAUUAACAGUGUUAAUAUGAAACGAAUUUGUUUUCAAAAUAAUAACAAAUAUUACUUUCUCCUACCAAUUAAAAAAAAAAAAACAGUUUUAAAUUUUAAAUUAAAAGAAAAACAGAAAAGAUAUGUUAAAAUAAGAAUACCACCUUUAAGAGGUACUAAAGUAUACAAAAUAUGUUAACCAAGGAAUUUAUUGAAACCAUGACAAAGAUAAAACCAUAAUGAUUUAUGAUUUUUUGUAAACAAGUAAUUUAUCAAAAACUGUUCGCAAAGUAUUAUAUAUGUUUUUAUAGCAAAUACUGUUGUUAAUUAUAAUCUCAAUACUUUAUGUACAGAAUAAAAUACAUUUUAUUUGUUUAACUUUAAUGCCCUUGAGACAUCUUGCCCUAAAGUGCUAAUUCGUUUGUGUUACCAGCCUGAAAAAAUUGACAAACAUUUAAAGACUCUACUUCAUUUACUCUAUUGAAUGAAAAUAACGAUCUUUUUUUUAUCGAAAUAUUUGUUUUAAAAAAAUAUAUAUGUCUUGUAAAAAGUAGAUAGUUCAAUAUUUUCCAACAAAAAAAGUUUGGAUUAAACUUUAUUCUAACGUAAAACAAUGCUCAAAUUAUUAGAAAGAAAGUUUUAUUUGUAAAAAUACCAACCAUAACGUAUAUUAUACUCUAAUAAAAGACAGAAAUACAGCCAAAA
Messenger RNA from Musca domestica (house fly), 3168 nucleotides. It is a transcript of the gene MFS10, whose product is annotated as sialin. Gene Ontology annotation, biological process: transmembrane transport; monoatomic anion transport. Lineage: Eukaryota; Metazoa; Arthropoda; Insecta; Diptera; Muscidae. The record is from RefSeq and is a predicted model, not a curated record. The coding region runs from base 557 to 2356 and encodes 599 amino acids. Gene Ontology annotation, molecular function: transmembrane transporter activity. The transcript has 2 exons.